Lathyrus sativus (Indian pea) is the source of this 1044-nucleotide messenger RNA. The record is from the annotation of a GenBank genome assembly. Lineage: Eukaryota; Viridiplantae; Streptophyta; Magnoliopsida; Fabales; Fabaceae.
AUGGAGGCUUAUAAGAGAUGGGUUCGACAGAACAAAGAGUACGUGAACUCUUUAGAAUCUUUGGCCAAUGGGUUGACAUGGCUUCUUCCUGAACGGUUUUCUGAAUCAGAGAUUGGACCAGAAGCAGUGACAACCGUUCUGGGAAUCAUCACAGCUAUCAAUGAACAUAUAAUUGAUAGUACUCCUAACCAAAAUAUUACAGGCUCUGUUGAGCCUAAUUCAUUCCCUUAUCCAUUAUGCUUAUCUGCAUUAAAGGAUUUGGAAACGUUAGUUGAAGUCGUGGCACAACAAUACUAUGGUGAUGAUAAGAAAUGGAAUUUCCUUGCUGUUACCGAAGCAACCAAGGUACUGGUUCGGUUAUCUUUGUUCCGAAAGAGUGGAUAUAAAAUGGUGUUACAUGGAGGGGAGACAUCUAAUGAUGAUUCUACUUCACAACAACAAAUGGCCGUAAACCCAAAAGGGCGUUACAAUCCUGGAACAAACCCGUGGAAUCUGGAAGGAAGAGCACUGUCUGCUUUAAGUCAAUUUGGAGAAAAAGCAAGGGUGGUGUCAGAUCCAGUGUGGUUACGUAGGGUUCAACAUCAACAAGCAAUUGUGGAACCCGCCGCUUCAACCAUAGUGAAACCUACACUUUCCACCAUAUUAUCGAAAAAGGGGUUUCGUGGAGCUUUGUUUUUGAUUGGAGAAGUCCUAUUUAUUAUUAGACCACUUAUCUAUGUUUUAUUUAUUCGAAAAUACGGCACUCGGUCAUGGACCCCUUGGUUCCUUUCACUGGCUGUUGAUACCAUAUCAAACGGUAUUCUCUCACUUGUUACAACAACAGUGGCGGGCGAAAAUCCAGAAAAAGAUGAGGUUAAACGACGGAAGCUGUUAUUUGUACUCUACCUAAUGAGAGAUCCAUUUUUCUGCAAAUAUACAAGACGAAAACUUGAAAGCACUGAGAAAGUUUUGGAACCUGUACCCAUCAUAGGAUUUCUUACAGCAAAAAUUGUCGAGCUUACAAUUGGAGCUCAAACACGAUACACUUACAUGUCAGGCUCAUGA